Messenger RNA from Cornus florida, 1218 nucleotides. RefSeq names its product CMP-sialic acid transporter 1-like. Bases 104 to 1111 code for a protein of 335 amino acids. NCBI's taxonomy places the organism in Eukaryota, Viridiplantae, Streptophyta, Magnoliopsida, Cornales, Cornaceae. The transcript is spliced from 8 exons. Gene Ontology annotation, biological process: pyrimidine nucleotide-sugar transmembrane transport. The record is from RefSeq and is a predicted model, not a curated record. Gene Ontology annotation, molecular function: pyrimidine nucleotide-sugar transmembrane transporter activity. Gene Ontology annotation, cellular component: Golgi membrane.
CUAUCUACAAACAUACCGUAUCAAACAGAGAUGUUCUUGCAAAACUAGAAAUAUAAAGAUCCCCCAGAUGCACGCUGUCCCUGUGACAGAGACAGCGUAGGAGAUGCAGUGGUACGUCGUCGCUUCGCUCCUCACCGUCCUCACCAGCUCUCAGGGAAUUUUGACAACACUGUCACAGAGUAAUGGGGGAUAUAAAUAUGACUAUGCGACCGUUCCUUUUCUUGCCGAAGUGUUUAAGCUUCUUGUAUCUAGUGUUCUUCUUUGGAGAGAAAUCAAGAGAUCACCGCCUCCAAGGAUGACUACGGAAUGGAAGACUGUUCGUUUAUACCCUAUUCCAUCUAUCAUAUACCUUGUCCACAAUAAUGUUCAAUUUGCUACCUUGACAUAUGUGGACACAUCCACAUAUCAGAUAAUGGGCAAUUUGAAGAUUGUGACGACUGGAAUUCUAUUCAGGCUCUUCUUGAGGAGGAAACUCUCUAAUUUGCAGUGGAUGGCAAUUCUUCUAUUGGCUGUUGGAACAACCACAAGCCAGGUCAAAGGCUGUGGAGAGGCUUCAUGUGAGUCCCUUUUCUCAUCACCUAUUCAGGGGUACAUGUUGGGAAUAUUGUCUGCUUGUCUUUCAGCGCUAGCGGGUGUUUAUACAGAAUUUUUGAUGAAGAAGAAUAAUGACAGCUUAUACUGGCAGAACGUUCAAUUAUACACGUUUGGUGCAAUAUUUAACAUGGCACGACUCCUCGCGGAUGAUUUUAAAGGUGGAUUUGAGAAUGGACCAUGGUGGCAACGAAUUUUUAAUGGAUACAGUAUCACAACCUGGCUGGUGGUGUUUAAUCUGGGGUCCACUGGGCUUCUGGUUUCAUGGUUAAUGAAGUAUGCAGACAAUAUUGUAAAGGUAUAUUCAACGUCAAUGGCCAUGCUAAUGACAAUGAUUUUAUCUGUGUUCCUCUUCAAUUUCAGGCCAACAAUGCAGCUCUUUUUGGGUAUCAUCGUCUGCAUGAUGUCACUACACAUGUAUUUUGCCCCACCAGACAUGCUGCUAGGUUUGCCUUUGACUGUAAAAGCAUCCCCUGAGAAUGACAUUGAAGUUUCUGUCGAUCGGAAAACAGAUUCCUGAUAAAUCAUCUUUCAUCAAAGUAUACAAUUCUUUGGUAUGUUAUCAUUCAAAAGGAAAAAAAUUAAUGAUAGGUUAUUCUUUUAAUAUGUGAAAUUUGUUUGAUCUAA